AGGAGCGGGGGCCCAUGGGGCCCGCGGGUAGAGCAGGCUGCCGGCAGUGAGCUGUGCUCACCUGGGAAAUGUGGCCUAAGCCCCAGCCCCUACCCUGAGCAGCGAGCCUUCUUACAGGGAGGGACAGUGGAUUCACAGCACGGUCCAUUAUGGCCAGUGGCAACUGUCAGGGGUGCGAAGAGGAGAACGAGGGAACUCUGAAGAAGUUGAUAGUGAGGCUGAACAAUGUCCAGGAAGGAAAACAGAUACAGACGCUAGUCCAAAUCCUGGAGGAUAUGCUGGUGUUCACAUACGCUGACCACGCCUCCAAGUUAUUUCAAGGCAAAAAUAUCCACGUGCCUCUGUUGAUCGUCCUGGACUCGUACAUAAGAGUUGCGUGUGUGCAGCAGGUGGGUUGGUCACUUCUAUGCAAGUUAAUAGAAAUCUGUCCAGAUACAAUGCAGAACUUAAUAGGACCCCAGGAUGUUGGACAUGAUUGGGAAGUCCUUGGUGUUCACCAAUUGAUUCUUAAAUUGUUAACAGUUCACAAUGCCAAUGUAAACCUGUCAAUAGUUGGACUGAAGGCCUUAGAUCUCCUCCUAACUUCAGGUAAAAUCACUUUGCUGAUAUUAGAUGAGGAAAGUGAUAUUUUCUUGUUAAUUUUUGAUGCCAUGCGCAUGUUUCCAGCCAAUGACGAAGUCCAGAAACUUGGAUGCAAGGCUUUACAUGUGCUCUUCGAGAGAGUUUCAGAGGAGCAACUAACUGAAUUUAUUGAGAACAAAGAUUAUAUGAUAUUGUUGACUGCAUUAAAAAAUUUUAAAGAUGAAGAAGAAAUUGUGCUUCAUGUACUUCACUGUCUACAUUCCCUAGCAAUUCCUUGCAAUAAUGUUGAAGUCCUCAUGAGUGGCAAUGUCAGGUGUUAUAAUAUUGUGGUAGAAGCUAUGAAAGCAUUUCCUAUUAAUGAAAAAAUCCAGGAAAUCAGUUGCUGCUUGCUCCAUAGGCUUACAUUAGGUAAUUUUUUUAAUAUUCUGGUAUUAAACGAGGUCCACACGUUUGUGGUGAAAGCUGUGAAGCAGUAUUCAGAGAAUGCAACAUUACAAAUCUCGGCACUCAGCUGUUUAGCACUCCUCACUGAGACCAUUUUCUUAAAUCAAGACUUAGAGGAAAAGAAUGAGAAUCAGGAGAGUGAUACUGAAGAGGAAGAAGAUAAAUUGUUUUGGCUGGAAGCCUGUUACAAAGCAUUAACGUGGCAUAGAAAGAACAAGCACGUGCAGGAGGCCGCAUGCUGGGCACUAAAUAAUCUCCUCAUGUACCAAAACAAUUUACACGAGAAGAUUGGAGAUGAAGAUGGCCAGUUCCCAGCUCAUAGGGAAGUGAUGCUGUCCAUGCUGAUGCAUUCUUCAUCAAAAGAAGUCUUCCAGGCAUCUGCGAAUGCAUUGUCGACUCUGUUAGAACAAAACGUUAAUUUCAGAAAAAUCCUGUUGUCAAAAGGAAUAUACCUGAACGUAUUGGAGUUAAUGCAGAAGCAUAUAUACUCUCCUGAAGUGGCUGAAAGUGGCUGUAAAAUGCUAAAUCAUCUUUUUGAAGGAAGUAAUACUGCCCUGGAUACAAUGGCAGCAGUGGCCCCCAAAAUAAUAACAGUUAUGAAAAGUCACGAGACAUCAUUAUCAGUGCAGCUGGAGGCACUUCGAGCUAUUUUGCAUUUUAUAGUUCCAGGCAUGCCAGAAGAAUCCAGGGAGGAUACUGAAUCACAACAUAAGCUAAAUAUGGUUAAAAAACAGUGUUUCUGGAAUGAUAUUCACAAACUGGUCCUAGCAGCUUUGAACAGGUUCAUUGGAAAUCCUGGGAUUCAGAAAUGUGGAUUAAAAGUCAUUUCUUCUGUAGCACAUUUUCCUGAUGCGUUAGAGAUAUUAUCCCUGGAAGGUGCUAUUGAUUCAGUACUUCACACACUGCAGAUGUAUCCAGAUGACCAAGAAAUCCAGUGUCUGGGUUUAAGUCUUAUAGGAUGCUUGAUUAUGAAGAAGAAUUUAUGUGUGGGAACUGGGCAUCUGCUGGCAAAAAUUCUGGUUUCCAGCUUACAACGAUUUAAGGAUGUUGCUGAAGUACAGAUGAAUGGAUUUCAGGCAAUCUUGGCAAUACUUGAAUUGUCAGAAUCUUUUUCCAAGCUUCUGAUGCAUCAUUCAUUUGACUCAGUAAUCUUCUGUCAUAUGUCUUCCAGCAUCAACGAACAAAAGAAUCAACAGUUCCUAAAUCUUUGUUGCAAGUGUUUUGCAAAAUUAGCUAUGGAUGAUGAGUUAAAAAGUGUGAUGCUAGAGAGAGCAUGUGAUCAGAAUAACAGUAUCAUGGUUGAAUGCUUGCUUCUAUUGGGAGCUGACGCCAAUCAAGCAAGGGAGUCAACUUCCUUAAUUUGUCAGGUGUGUGAGAAAGAGAGCAGUCCCAAGUUAGUGGAACUGUUAUUGAAUAGUGGACCCCGUGAACAAGAUGUCCGGAAAGCCCUGACAAUAAGCAUUGGGAAAGGUGACAGCCAAAUCAUCAGUUUGCUCUUACAGAGGCUUGCCCUGGACCUGGCCAAUAAUAGCAUCUGCCUUGGAGGAUUUUGUAUGGGAAAAAUUGAGCCUUCUUGGCUUGGUCCUUUAUUUCCAGAUAAGACAUCUAAUUUAAGAAAGCAAACAAAUAUAGGAUCCACCCUAGCAAGAAUGGUGCUCAGAUAUCAGAUGAAAAGUGCUGGUGAAGAAGGAGCAGCCUCAGGCAGUGAUGGGAACUUUUCUGAAGAUGUACUUGUUAAAUUUGAUGAAUGGACCUUCAUUCCUGACUCUUCUAUGGACUGUGUGUUUGGUCAAAGUGAUGAUCUGGAUAGCGAAGGAAGUGAAGGAUCAUUUCUUGUGAAAAAGAAGUCAAAUUCAAUUAGUGUGGGAGAAUUUUACCGAGAUCCGGCCUUGCAACAUUGUUCACCAAAUUUGCAAAGGCAUUCCAAUUCACUGGGACCUAUUUUCGAUCAAGAAGACUUGCUGAAACGAAGAAGAAAAAUAUUAUCUUCAGAUGAUUCACUUAGGUCAUCAAAACUUCAAUCCCAUAUGAGGAAUUCAGACAGCACUUCUUCCCUGGCUUCUGAGAGAGAAUAUAUUACAUCCUUAGACCUUUCAUCAAAUGAACUAAGAGAUAUUGAUGCCCUAAGCCAGAAAUGCUGCAUAAGUGGUCAUUUGGAGCAUCUUGAAAAGCUGGAGCUUCACCAGAAUGCACUCUCAAGCUUUCCACAACAGCUUUGUGAAACUCUGAAGUGUUUGACCCAUUUGGACUUGCAUAGCAAUAAAUUUACAGCAUUUCCUUCUUACUUGUUGAAAAUGAAUUGCAUUGCCAACCUUGAUGUCUCUCGGAAUGACAUCGGGCCCUCUGUAAUUUUGGAUCCUGUGGUAAGGUGUCCAACCCUGAAACAGUUUAACAUGUCAUAUAAUCAGCUGUCUUCUAUGCCUGAGAACCUCGCUGUUGUGGUAGAGAAGCUGGAGCAGCUCAUUUUAGAAGGAAAUAAAAUAUCAGGAAUAUGUUCCCCCUUGAGUCUGAAGGAACUGAAGGUCUUAAACCUUAGUAAAAACCACAUUUCAUCCCUGUCAGAGAAUUUCCUUGAGGCUUGUCCUAAAGUGGAGAGUUUCAGUGCCAGAAUAAAUUUUCUUGCUGCAAUGCCUUUCUUGCCUUCUUCCAUAACAAGCCUAAAAUUAUCUCAAAACAAAUUUACAUGUAUUCCAGAAGCAAUUUUAAAUCUACCACAUUUGCGGUCCUUAGAUAUGAGCAGCAAUAAUAUUCAGUAUCUACCGGGCCCUGCACACUGGAAAUCUUUGAACUUAAGAGAACUCUUGUUUAGCUCUAAUCAGAUCAGCAUCUUGGACUUGAGUGAGAAAGCACAUGCAUGGUCUAGGGUAGAGAAACUACAUCUCUCUCGUAAUAAACUGAAAGAGAUUCCUCCUGAGAUUGGCUGCCUUGAAAAUCUGACAUCUCUUGAUGUUAGUUACAACUUGGAACUGAGAUCCUUUCCCAAUGAAAUGGGAAAAUUAAGCAAAAUAUGGGAUCUUCCUUUGGAUGAACUGCGUCUUAAUUUUGAUUUUAAACAUAUAGGAUGUAAAGCCAAAGACAUCAUAAGGUUUCUUCAACAGCGGUUAAAAAAGGCUGUGCCCUAUAACCGAAUGAAACUUAUGAUUGUGGGGAAUACUGGGAGUGGUAAAACCACUUUAUUGCAGCAAUUAAUGAAAACCAAGAAAUCAGAUCUUGGAAUGCAAAGUGCCACAGUUGGCAUCGAUGUGAAAGACUGGCCUAUCCAAAUAAGAGGCAAACGGAAGAAAGACCUGGUUCUAAAUGUGUGGGAUUUUGCGGGUCGUGAGGAAUUCUACAGUACUCAUCCCCACUUCAUGACUCAACGAGCAUUGUAUCUUGCUGUCUAUGACCUCAGCAAAGGACAAGCUGAAGUUGAUGCAAUGAAGCCUUGGCUCUUCAAUAUAAAGGCACGUGCUUCUUCUUCCCCUGUGAUUCUUGUUGGCACACAUUUGGAUGUUUCUGAUGAGAAGCAACGCAAAGCCUGCAUAAGUAAAAUCACCAAGGAACUCUUGAACAAGCGAGGGUUCCCUGCAAUACGGGAUUACCACUUUGUGAAUGCCACCGAGGAAUCUGAUGCUUUAGCAAAACUUCGGAAAACCAUUAUAAAUGAGAGCCUUAAUUUCAAGAUCCGAGACCAGCCUGUUGUUGGGCAGCUGAUUCCAGACUGCUAUGUAGAACUUGAGAAAAUCAUUUUAUUGGAGCGUAAAAAUGUGCCAGUUGAAUUCCCUGUAGUUGACCGGAAACGAUUAUUACAACUAGUGACAGAAAAUCAGCUGCAGUUAGAUGAAAACGAGCUUCCUCAUGCGGUUCACUUCCUGAAUGAAUCAGGGGUCCUGCUUCAUUUUCAAGACCCAGCACUGCAGCUAAGUGACUUAUACUUUGUGGAACCCAGGUGGCUUUGUAAAGUCAUGGCACAGAUUUUGACAGUGAAAGUGGAAGGCUAUCCGAAACAUCCUAAGGGAAUUAUUUCACGUAGAGAUGUGGAAAAGUUCCUUUCAAAGAAAAGGAGAUUUCCAAAGAACUACAUGUCACAGUACUUUAAACUCCUAGAAAAAUUCCAGAUUGCCUUGCCAAUAGGAGAAGAAUAUUUGCUGGUUCCAAGCAGUUUGUCUGAUCACAGGCCUGUGAUAGAGCUUCCCCAUUGUGAGAACUCAGAGAUUAUUAUUCGACUGUAUGAAAUGCCUUAUUUUCCAAUGGGAUUUUGGUCUAGAUUAAUCAAUCGAUUACUUGAAAUUUCACCUUACAUGCUUUCAGGAAGAGAACGAGCACUUCGCCCAAACAGAAUGUACUGGCGACAAGGCAUCUACUUGAAUUGGUCUCCUGAAGCUUAUUGCCUGGUAGGAUCCGAAGUCUUAGAUUAUCACCCAGAAAGUUUCUUAAAAAUUACAGUUCCUUCUUGUAGAAAAGGCUGUAUUCUUUUGGGCCAAGUCGUGGAUCACAUUGAUUCUCUCAUGGAGGAAUGGUUUCCUGGGCUACUGGAAAUUGAUAUUUGUGGUGAAGGAGAAACUCUGCUGAAGAAAUGGGCAUUGUAUAGUUUUAAUGAUGGUGAAGAGCAUCAAAAAAUCUUACUGGAUGACCUAAUGAAGAAAGCAGAAGAAGGAGACCUCUUAAUAAAUCCAGAUCAACCAAGGCUCACCAUUCCAAUAUCUCAGAUCGCUCCUGACUUGAUUUUGGCUGAUCUGCCUAGAAAUAUUAUGUUGAAUAGUGAUGAACUAGAAUUUGAACAAGCUCCAGAGUUUCUCUUAGGUGAUGGCAGUUUUGGAUCCGUUUAUCGAGCUGCCUAUGGAGGAGAAGAAGUGGCUGUGAAGAUUUUUAAUAAACAUACGUCGCUUAGGCUGUUAAGACAAGAGCUGGUGGUGCUUUGCCACCUCCACCACCCCAGCUUAAUAUUUUUGCUGGCAGCUGGGAUUCGUCCUCGAAUGUUGGUGAUGGAAUUAGCCCCCAAGGGCUCCCUGGAUCGCCUGCUUCAGCAGGACAAAGCUAGCCUCACCCGAACCCUGCAGCACAGGAUCGCACUGCAUGUGGCUGAUGGCUUGAGGUAUCUCCACUCAUCUAUGAUUAUAUACCGUGACUUGAAACCUCACAACGUGUUGCUUUUUACCCUGUACCCCAAUGCUGCCAUCAUUGCAAAGAUUGCUGACUACGGAAUUGCUCAGUAUUGCUGUAGAAUGGGAAUAAAGACAUCAGAGGGCACACCAGGGUUUCGUGCACCUGAAGUGGCCAAAGGAAAUGUUAUUUAUAACCAACAAGCUGAUGUUUAUUCAUUUGGUUUACUACUCUAUGACAUUUUGACAACUGGAGAUAGAAUAGUAGAAGGUUUGAAGUUUCCAAAUGAAUUUGAUGAAUUGGCAAUACAAGGAAAAUUACCAGACCCAGUUAAAGAAUAUGGUUGUGCUCCAUGGCCUAUGGUUGAGAAGUUAAUUAAAAAAUGUUUGAAGGAAAAUCCUCAAGAAAGGCCUACUUCUGCCAAGGUUUUUGACAUUUUGAAUUCAGCUGAGUUAGUCUGCCUGAUGAGAUAUAUUUUAUUGCCUAAAAACUUUGCUGUUGAAUGCAUGGUGGCUACAAAUCCUAACAGCAAGAAUGCAAGCAUCUGGCUGGGCUGUGGGCACAGUGACAAAGGACAGCUCUCCUUUCUUGACUUGAAUACUGAAGCACACACUUCUGAGGAAGUUACUGAUAGUAGAAUAUUGUGCUUGGCCUUGGUGUACCUUCCUGUUGAAAAGGAAAGCUGGAUUGUGUCUGGAACACAGUCUGGCAAUCUCCUGGUCAUCAAUACUGAAGAUGGGAAAAGGAGGCAUACACUUGAAAAGAUGACUGAUUCUGUUACUUGUUUGUAUUGCAAUUCGUUUUCCAAGCAAAGCAAACAAAAAAAUUUCCUUUUGGUGGGAACUGCUGAUGGAAAUUUAGCAAUUUUUGAAGAUAAAGCUGUUAAGUGUAAAGGAGUUGCUCCUUUGAAGAUACUAAAUAUAGGAAAUGUCAGCACUCCGCUGAUGUGUUUGAGUGAAUCCAUGAAUUCAGCUGAAAAAAACAUAAUGUGGGGAGGAUGUGGCACAAAGAUUUUCUCAUUUUCUAGUGAUUUCAGCAUUCAAAAGCUCAUUGAGACAAAGACGAAUCAGCUCAAACAUCCAGAAAGUAAAGCAAAGAAGAAAAUGACACAUCUAUUAUAUAUCUUAAUUGUUGAUAAAGUUAUUAACAUACUUUAUGGUUUUAGGGAAGAAAUGGUAAAAUCAAGCAAGGAAUCAAAACACAAAAUGUCUUAUUCGGGGAGAGUGAAAACUCUCUGCCUCCAGAAGAACACUGCUCUCUGGAUAGGAACCGGAGGAGGCCACAUUUUACUUCUUGACCUUUCGACUCGUCGAAUUAUACGAAUAAUUCACAACUUUUGUGAUUCUAUUAGAGUCAUGAUAACAGCACAGUUAGGAAGCCUUAAAAAUGUCAUGCUGGUUUUGGGGUAUAAUCGGAAAAGUACUGAAGGUACGCAACACCAAAAAGAGAUACAAUCUUGCUUGUCUGUUUGGGACAUCAAUCUUCCACAUGAAGUGCAAAAUUUAGAACAACACAUUGAAGUAAGAAAAGAAUUGGCUGAAAAAAUGAGAAGAAUAUCUGUUGAAUAAGAGGGAUAUUGGAAAUGUUGGUCUUUUUGAAUGGAAAAAAUUAUUUUCCUCUCUUGUAAAUAUUUCUUUAAAUGUUUACAUUGAAAAGGGAACUUCCACUCUUUGAAAUAGCUCAUAUGUAUAUGAAGGAAUGUUUAUAUGUUUCAUUUUAAUAUCAGUAUGUGUAAAAUAAUUACAGUAAAAAUAUGUUUAAAAG
Molecule: messenger RNA, 7872 nt
Organism: Trichechus manatus latirostris (Florida manatee)
Lineage: Eukaryota; Metazoa; Chordata; Mammalia; Sirenia; Trichechidae
Gene: LRRK2
Product: leucine rich repeat kinase 2
Exons: 52
Coding region: 150-7676 (2508 amino acids)
Biological process (GO): protein phosphorylation
Molecular function (GO): GTP binding; ATP binding; protein kinase activity
Source: RefSeq, a predicted model, not a curated record